Molecule: messenger RNA, 2072 nt
Organism: Hydra vulgaris (swiftwater hydra)
Lineage: Eukaryota; Metazoa; Cnidaria; Hydrozoa; Anthoathecata; Hydridae
Biological process (GO): protein ubiquitination
Molecular function (GO): ubiquitin protein ligase activity
Source: RefSeq, a predicted model, not a curated record
UUUUGUAGUUAAGCAUCAACUUUCAUAAUUAAUAAAAAUGCGUGGAAAGUUUUCUCAAAAUGGAGAGGUUCAGGCUGAUAUAGAUACAAGUAGUAGUGGCUCAUCUCCUCAUUCACAUAAUGAUGAUGAUAUAAUAGAAGUUACUAAUCUUAAUUUUCAUCCAAAACCAAUCUAUAACUUUUCUAUUCCUGAUUUGAUCAAGCAUGAGCCACACAUUGAAUCCAAUGUACAACGUAAACGCAGUUCACGAGAUCUACUUAAAAAUGAUACAUCUGAUGAUAAUUAUGAAAAAGGUUCAAAAAGACGUGCUAUAUCUAAUAAUGUGAUUGAUUUAACAGAAGUAGAUUCACACGAUGAAAGUGGUGCUGCAUCUGAUUCAGAGAUAACCUUUUCAAAUGAACUAUCGAGAUCUCUUAAUCAUGAAGAUUCAGAAAAUUCCUUUAUUAAUGUUUUGUCUGAUUUGGAGCAAUUUCGUCAUCGAUUAGAACAGUCACGCGAGCGAAUGCAUUUCAUGCGACCAAAUCUUUUACAUAGACUACGGCGAAGGCGUUCUUCGCGUGCUGUUGUAACUGAUGGGCCUCUUAUCACAAGCAAUAUGUUGGAUGCUAGAAAUAAUGUUAUACCCGAGACAAUCAGUGAUGAUUCAGUUUUAGUUGUUGAUGAUCAACAUGAUGAUCAUGAAAUUGCUUUAAGAAUGGCAACAGACCCUAAUUUUUCUCCACCAUAUUAUGCAAUCUCAACAGAAGAUAGCUCUCGUCAUCCUGUUACUGCUCUACGUGAUGCUGAUUCAUCACAUUUUCAAGAGCAGUAUUAUGCCAUACACCAGAGAAGUAGAGAACAAAUUGAACAGGCAUGUAGAAUUAAUCAACAAGCUCGUGAGCGUUUAGAAAGAAUUCAUUAUAGUAUAAGUACAUUACGUUAUUCAAAUAUUCGCAAUAGAAGUUCACGUGUGAGAAGGCGCGAUGAAAGUUUAGCUGAUAACGCAAGACGAAAUUUAGAAGAACAGGAAGUUAAUUCAGCUGAUGUUGAAUUUGUCCGUGAAAUGCGUCCUCGCAAUUUAGACUACCUACACACUCCUUUGAAUGAUCCUAUCUAUCCUCGCACACUACUUAGUCGUAAUUUAGUAUCAAAUAAUUUUCUUAUGGAUAGUAUUUGGGAUCGUGUUCCUCCCCCUCGAUUGCAUCAUUUUCAAACAGAAGAUUUUGAGGCAUUGUGGGAUUUAACUGAAAGAAUUGGCCCUGCUAAAUUACGUGGGUUGUCAAAAACAGAAUUAGACACUAUCCCUUCAUUCCGUUUCAGCACUGGGACUGCUAAAGAGACAAAUAGCAAAUGUGUUGUUUGCAUGAGUGAAUAUGUCAACAGAGAAAAACUUCGACGGCUACCAUGCACUCAUGAUUUUCAUUCUAAAUGUAUUGAUAAAUGGUUAAGGUCGAACAGAACUUGUCCAGUGUGUCGUGAUGAUGUCAAAACCGCAAACCAAUCAGAAUAAAUUUCAAGAUACAAAACCAUUGUUUGGUAAUGCGCGUUUAAAACGCUUAAACCUAUAUGACUUAAAUUUUUUUAUAUAACUUGGCUAAUUUUUUACAAAAAAAAAACUAAAUAAAAAUAUCCCAGAUAUUUUUUUAAAUAGUAAGCGCAACAUAUUUGUAUAAAUGUAAUGGUUUUUGUUUUUUGAAAUUAAUGUAACUAAGAAACAAAUAUUUUUCAAUCUUAUAAAAAAGUAUAUUGUUGAAUAAAAAAAUUGUUGAAUAAGUUUUAAAUUUAAGUACACUUAAUUUAAUUUGGAUAAUUGUAUUUUACUGAAAAAUAAAUAAUUUUAUUGAUUUUUUUUGUGUGUGUCUAUAACUAAAUGAUAAUGGUAUCCUUUGAUGAUAAUGGUAUCCUUUAAUGAGUAGAUGAUAAUGGUAUUCUUUGAUGAGUAGAUAAUAAUUGUAACAUUAAUUAGAUGCAAAUGUUAUUCUUUGAUGAACGUUUGAAAAGAGCAAUGCAGCGAUUUAUAAAAACAGUGUUUUCAGUGUACAAGCUGUAUUUUUUUUAUAAAACAUCUUUGUUAAUUAUAUUUUUUAAAUGUU